This is a messenger RNA of Nycticebus coucang (slow loris), 4747 nucleotides long. RefSeq names its product L3MBTL histone methyl-lysine binding protein 3 (gene L3MBTL3). Bases 409 to 2781 code for a protein of 790 amino acids. The transcript is spliced from 23 exons. The record is from RefSeq and is a predicted model, not a curated record. Gene Ontology annotation, biological process: regulation of DNA-templated transcription. Gene Ontology annotation, cellular component: nucleus. NCBI's taxonomy places the organism in Eukaryota, Metazoa, Chordata, Mammalia, Primates, Lorisidae. Gene Ontology annotation, molecular function: zinc ion binding; protein binding.
AGGAGGGCACGGCGGCACGGUGGCACGGCGGGGGGAGGGCGCAACUUUUGGACUGGUGGUAAAACUUUAAUUACCUUUAAAGAAAAAAAAAAAAGGCCCAGUGGCUCCCCCCCCCCCGUUCUGGUCGAAGCACGGCCCACGGCGCGAGCGUGAGAGAAAGUUUAAAAGCGGGCGGUUUUCUCCCCGCGGUCCCCGCGGAGGGGUGGGGGCGUCUGUUCGUCCGUCCGCGCUCGGUGAGAGGUGGGGGUGACGAGCCGCUCUCCGGGUCGCGAAGACCGUGGCUGUACCCCACCCUUCCACGGGCAGACGAAGACCCUUAGGAGAAAUCUUGGGCAGUGGAUAGCAAUUGUGAAGACCACCAGUUUUGCCUUUUUUUUGACUGCUGCAAGGUUAAAAAAAAAAAAAAUCAUGACUGAAUCUGCCUCUAGCACAAGUGGCCAAGAGUUUGAUGUGUUCAGUGUUAUGGACUGGAAAGAUGGAGUAGGCACAUUGCCAGGAAGUGACUUAAAGUUUCGGGUAAAUGAGUUUGGAGCCCUGGAAGUUAUUACAGAUGAGAGUGAGAUGGAGAAUGUUAGGAAAGCAACUGCGACCACCACUUGGAUGGUACCCACUGCUCAAGAAGCCCCGACCUCUCCCCCGAGCUCCAGGCCCGUAUUUCCACCUGCCUACUGGACAUCUCCACCUGGAUGUCCCACAGUCUUUUCAGAGAAGACUGGGAUGCCUUUCAGGUUGAAGGAUCCAGUGAAAGUGGAAGGGCUUCAAUUCUGUGAGAACUGUUGUCAGUAUGGCAAUGUAGAUGAGUGUCUUUCUGGAGGAAACUAUUGCAGCCAGAACUGUGCUCGCCAUAUCAAAGACAAAGAUCAGAAGGAAGAAAGGGACACAGGGGAAGACAACGAGGAGGAAGAUCCCAAGUGUAGUCGGAAGAAAAAGCCAAAAUUAUCUGUGAAAGCUGACCUCAAGGAGGAUGGAGAAGAGAGGGAUGACGAAAUGGAGAAUAAACAAGAUGGAAGAAUCCUGAGAGGUUCACAGAGAGCCCGAAGGAAAAGACGAGGAGAUUCCACUGUAUUAAAGCAGGGUUUGCCUCCCAAAGGAAAGAAAGCAUGGUGCUGGGCAUCCUACCUGGAGGAGGAGAAGGCUGUGGCGGUGCCGGUGAAGCUAUUCAAGGAGUAUCAGUCCUUUCCAUAUAACAAAAACGGAUUCAAGGUUGGCAUGAAGCUAGAAGGCGUGGACCCGGAGCACCAGUCUGUGUACUGUGUUCUCACAGUGGCUGAGGUUUGCGGAUACCGGAUAAAGCUUCACUUUGAUGGAUAUUCUGACUGCUAUGACUUCUGGGUCAAUGCAGAUGCUCUGGAUAUUCACCCAGUUGGGUGGUGUGAGAAAACUGGCCAUAAACUCCAUCCUCCCAAAGGAUAUAAAGAAGAAGAAUUUAAUUGGCAGACUUACCUUAAGACAUGCAAAGCUCAAGCUGCUCCGAAGUCAUUAUUUGAAAAUCAGAAUAUAACAGUGAUCCCAUCAGGCUUUCGAGUUGGUAUGAAGCUUGAAGCUGUAGACAAAAAGAAUCCUGCAUUCAUCUGCGUUGCCACGGUAACAGAUAUGGUGGACAAUCGUUUCCUGGUACAUUUUGACAACUGGGAUGAGAGCUAUGACUAUUGGUGUGAAGCGUCUAGUCCACACAUUCAUCCAGUUGGCUGGUGCAAAGAACACAGAAGAACCCUUAUUACUCCUCCAGGUUAUCCAAAUGUGAAGCAUUUUUCUUGGGAUAAAUACUUAGAAGAAACCAAUUCCUUACCUGCUCCUGCGAGAGCUUUCAAAGUGAAACCUCCACAUGGAUUCCAGAAAAAAAUGAAGCUUGAGAUAGUAGACAAGAGAAACCCCGUGUUCAUUCGAGUAGCCACUGUCGCAGACACUGAUGAUCACCGGAUCAAAGUUCACUUUGAUGGCUGGAGUAGCUGCUAUGAUUACUGGACAGAUGCAGAUUCUCCUGAUAUCCACCCUGUGGGCUGGUGUUCAAAAACCGGACAUCCUCUUCAGCCUCCUUUGAGCCCCUUGGAAUUAAUGGAAGCUUCAGAACAUGGUGGAUGCUCCACGCCAGGAUGUAAAGGGAUUGGCCAUUUUAAGAGGGCAAGACAUCUGGGCCCUCACAGUGCUGCCAACUGUCCCUAUUCAGAAAUCAAUUUGAAUAAAGACCGUAUUUUCCCCGACCGCUUAAGUGGUGAGAUGCCUCCAGCUAGUCCGUCAUUUCCAAAAACUAAAAGGACAGACACGAAUGAAAGCUCUUCAUCACCAGAAAUCAGGGACCAGCAUGCUGAUGAUGUCAAAGACGACUUUGAAGAGAGAACAGAAAGUGAAAUGAGGACGUCGCAAGAAGCCAGAGGUAGCCCUGAUGUGCUCAGACUGCCGACAGGUGCCCGGGAAGAACCGGCCAUGCAGCAGGCCCAGCGCAGGUCAGCCGUCUUUCUGUCCUUUAAGUCGCCAAUCCCAUGUCUGCCCCUGCGCUGGGAGCAGCAGAGCAAGCUUCUUCCCACUGUUGCUGGAAUCCCUGCCAGUAAAGUUUCCAAGUGGAGCACAGAUGAGGUGUCAGAAUUCAUACAGAGCUUACCUGGGUGUGAAGAACAUGGAAAAGUAUUUAAAGAUGAACAAAUUGACGGAGAAGCAUUUCUACUUAUGACCCAAACGGACAUUGUUAAAAUUAUGAGUAUUAAGCUGGGCCCUGCUCUCAAAAUUUUCAAUUCUAUCCUGAUGUUUAAAGCUGCAGAGAAGAAUUCUCACAAUGAACUUUGAAGAUAGUGAAUUCUGAAUUCUAUCAGCUUUCGGCUUUAAAGCUCAUGUUUUAUUCAAAGCACAAGGACGGUUGUAACUCCUACGUGAGAAUUCUCCAAAACUCAAGAAAAGAGCAACACUAUCGAAUUAUUUAUAUUCCUCGAAAGACAAUAUAUAUAUGAGUUCUUCUGAAAGUGCUUGAGCUUUUAACCAGGUACUGUCUAACAACAGGCAUCUUUUGGUUCUGUUCACUGAGAUAAAUUUAUCUUUGUAAAUCUUUUUGAGGCUGGGGGGUGGGGGGCAGAAGGGACCUCAUUAUUUAUGGAGGGUGGGGAGAGUAAGACUUUUGGCAUUUUGUAAACAUUGUUGAAUUCUCUUUCAUGUACACUGUUUCUUUUUCAAUACUUUCGGAGACCUUUUUAUAUAAUCAAUUUCAAAUUAAACCAAAUUAGUCAAAACCUGGCUAAGUUUAGCCAGUGGGACUGUUAUCUGUAUUAAUUUUGUGCCAUAUUUUGAAUUGCAACAUUAUGCUAAGUAUAACUUUGCAAGUCAUGAUAUUGCCUAACUGCUUGUCCUAAUUUGUUGAGGCUGAAUAGUUGUAAAAAUGAAUUUUGUCACUGAGCCACAGGCGCCACCUGUGGCUCAGUGAGCAGGGCGCGGGCCCCGUAUGCCGAGGGUGGUGGGUUCAGACCCAGCCCUGGCCAAACUGCAACAAAAAAAUAGCCGGGCGUUGUGGCGGGCGCCUGUAGUCCCAGCUGCUCGGGAGGCUGAGGCAAGAGAAUCGCGUAAGCCCAGGAGUUGGAGGUUGCUGUGAGUCAUGUGACGCCACAGCACUCUACCGACGGCGGUACAGUGAGACUCUGUCUCUACAAAAAAAAAAAAAAUGAAUUUUCUUUGAAUCAGUGUUUUUUACUUUUGCAUGCAUUAUGAAAUGUUAAAACAAAUUACUUUUCACCAGCAUCUUUACUAUAAUUACCAAAAACAUGUAUAUAAAAGAAUGGAAUCGAAAAAUAAAAUAUAUAAACAUAAAUAGGUAGUGUAUUUGAGUGGCAUCAGCCUCCCGCAUCAUGGUGCCCAUGUGUUUACAAGAGUCAGACAGCAUCAGAGGAAUAUGCAGUUACACUGGGGGAAUGUACAAGAGGACCUUGAACUAUUAUGUACCAGAGGACCCUGAGCUUUUCUCUACUUGUUGUUGAAGCAACUUGGGUGCUUUACAGACACCAAAGGCUCAUUCUGUUGAUAGAAACACUAAUCUGUAAAGAGCUCUGAUUCAGGUCUGAACAGUGUCCUCCAAACCCAAAGGUUUCCACCCAGCUUGACUGAAGACUGAACCUCUAGAUAUUACUGAAAAGACAAGGUGUGAAGAAACACCACCAGUUGACAAAAAAUCCUAAAUGCUCACAGAUCAGUAAGGUGAUUUCCCAAAGCAGUUAAGGAUUUAAGAACCUCCAUUUUGGAAAGGUUCCUUUCUCUGUAGAAUAUUUUGCCUCGAUAUAUAAACAUACAGAUGCACUUUAAAUGAAAACCUUGAUUAUAACUGAUAGCUGGUAGUGUUUCUUAUGUAAGAAUGCAUUUCUAAGGCAAAAGGUAAAUUAUUUUGUCAGUCUUUUGAUGUACUUUCCAUUUCCAGGAAUGGAUAUUUAUUCCAGGACUAUUUUAAAAGUAGAAAGCAAAAGUUUGUAGCAUGCUGUCUGAAUUCUGGGGAGAGUUUCGCCCCCUUCUUCGUUGCUUUCAUUCUGUCUGAUGUCAGACUUCCUUUGAUGUCCCCUGUUGGAAAUCUAACAGCAGUCUUUUGCAUUGGUCAUAAUUCAAGGUAAAACAGGGUCUGAGACAUCACAGUGUCCUAUUCAUUUCUUUGCAUGAAUCUACUCAAAUAAGUUUUUUUAUUACUGUUUUAUUCCCCCUUUUUUAUGUUUUGUUCAGAAUUUGUACAUUCAAGUUGCACUUGUUAUAUCUGAUAUGAAUGAAAUAAAAUCUUAAUUGCAGA